Molecule: messenger RNA, 5659 nt
Organism: Klebsormidium nitens
Lineage: Eukaryota; Viridiplantae; Streptophyta; Klebsormidiophyceae; Klebsormidiales; Klebsormidiaceae
Source: the annotation of a GenBank genome assembly
CAAAUUCUCAUAUUAGUCUGCUCUGCGCCACAGGCUUGCUGCAACUUGGACAUUCUCAGAGCCAAGCUUCAGAAGGAUCAAGGACGAUCGCAAGCUGGUGAGGGCAUGCUUGACCGUCUGCAAUGAGUGAACAAAAUCAGGGUCUCUGUGCGGUAAGAUUCUGCGAGUGAAAAGCCAACGGCGAGCAUUUGAAGGGCAGGAUGGCAGGGCCCCAGGUGGCCAGCCUUGCUGAGGGUUCUGGAUGGACAGGGCCCCAAAUAGCAUGUAUGGUCAACACAGAGAUCAACCAGGUGAUGGCGGUCAUGAGGCAGAAUGCACGCUGGGCUGUUGCCCCCAGAUACCUGGAGGAGGAGCUGGGCGAAGAUCCUCUUUUGCGAGACUUCAAGAUCCUGCGAAGGAAACUCUUCACCUGGCAAGAUUGGCCAAAAGUAAAGCCCACGGACUACUUGACCCCUUUCCUGGAGGUUAUUCGUUCCGAGGAGACUAGUGCCCCAAUCACUGGAGUAGCACUCUCUGCUGUGCACAAGGUCCUAAGCUAUGAGAUCUUUGAUGCGAAGACGGCAGGCGCGGCAGAGGUGAUGCACUUCAUCGUGGAUGCUGUGACGGGCUGCAAGUUUGAAGUUACCGACCCAGCAUCAGAAGAAGUCGUCCUUCUGAAGAUCUUGCAGGUCCUGUUGGCGUGUCUCAAGUGCGGGGCCGGCCCGUUACUGAGCAACGCUGACGUGAUCAACAUCAUCAACACGUGCCUGCGCGUAGCCUUUACAAAAGGCGAACUGCUGCAGCGCACGAGCUGCCAGAUGAUGCAGGACAUGGUGCGCGCCAUCUUCGCGAGGCUCCAUGAGUUCGAGCCAGCCGAGGACGGCUCAACCCAGCCUGGUCCAGCGGUCGCAAGUGAGCAGCCAGACGGGAGGGUCUUAGAAUCAGUCCCAAGCGGUGCCAUAGCAGAAGGCAUCCUCAGUACCGCUUCUACUCCGCGGUCGGGGCACAGCGCGGCCUCGACACCAAAGUCUCGAGGCGCGAUUCGGAGCAUUGCUGACAUCCGGUUCGGGCCACACCCGACUGCCACAGAGGGGACCCCGGACGAUGGUCCCAGUCUAACUCCGAGGGCAUUGAAAGCUUUUGAGGAAGGAAAGUCGCUGGUCGAGGUUGUUGAGGAGGAAACAAGCGCAGUGAAGGAGGAUUCGACGCUGGGUGCGGACAGCUUAGGACCGUCGGACAGUGCGCCAGUAUCUGAAGCGCUUGCGGCGGCAGGGGCAGGGAUUGCAGCCGGGUUCGACGCGGCAGUCACGGCCGUAGGGGAGGCCGUUUCCACUGCACCCGUGGUAGCGGGAGUCCCAGAAGCUGGCGCUGCCCCGAUUGUUCCGACCCUGUCCGAAUCUGUCCCGGACGACACGAGCGGGAGCGACGCUGUUUCGGGAGCACCCCCACUGCCCCCACCCGUCCGGGUCCGGGCUGAGCCUUCGGACGCGUCAGCGGGAACGUCCGGAACAGUGGUCGCAAGCCAGCCAAGUGCGGCUGCAGAGAGUCUGACGGCUCCGUUGGAGAACGGCGAUAGUGCGCAGAAGCAGCCCGCUCCGGCGGCAUCAGUGCAGGCGAGCCCGUACGGUCUGCCGUGCCUGGUUGAGGUGUUCCGGUUCCUUUGCACGCUCAUUGUGCCGGAGGACGGGGCGGACAAGGCCCAACAGCACGACUCUGAGGACUUGAGCAUAUUUGGCCUCGCACUGCUGAGCGCCGCCAUCGAGGUCGCGGGGGGCUCCUUCGAGAAGCACCCGCGCAUCCUGGCCCUGGUUACGGACGACCUGUUCCGGAACCUGAUGCAGACGGGGCAGUCGAGCAACCUGCUCGUGCUGUCGCUAGUGUCGGGCAUCGUAUUGGCGCUCUACCAGCACCUCAAGCAUCACCUUAAGCUGCAAAUGGCAGCCUUCUUCGAGUUCGUCGUACUUCGAGCUGCGCAGGGCAAAUUUUACGGCGCCACAUACGAGCAGCAGGAGGCUGCGCUUGAGAUCUUGCAGGACUUCUGCCGGCAGCCGUCCUUCAUGGCGGACAUGUACGCCAAUGCCGACUGUGACAUCACCUGCAGCAACACCUUCGAGGACCUGAGCAACCUCCUGUCUAAGAACGCCUUCCCUGUCAACGCUCCCCUCUCCGCCCUCCACCUGCUGUCCUUGGAAGGGCUGCUGGCAGUUAUCCAGUGCAUGGCAGACAGGGCCGAUAACGCAUCAACGCCUGCAGGCAGCGGCUCUUCUAGCCCCGACUACAAUCUGGAGGAGUUCCCACAGUUCUGGAACCUCAAGUGUGACAACUGGAACGACCCUACAGUCUGGGUCGACUUUUUGCGGAGAAGAAAGUAUGUCAAGCGGCGGCUUAUGAUUGGGGCAGACCACUUCAAUCGGGACCCCAAAAAGGGACUCGAGUUCCUUCAAGGCGUCCGCCUCCUGCCCGAGAAGCUAGACCCGGAGAGUGUCGCCUUCUUCUUCCGGAUGACACCGGGGCUCAACAAGAACCUGCUGGGCGAAUACUUUGGCGAGCCAGACGCAUUCAACAUCAGCGUCCUGGAGUGCUUCACGAAGCAGUUCAACUUCACUGGGAUGGCCCUCGACGGCGCCCUGCGCACGUACCUGGAGGCGUUCCGGCUGCCUGGGGAGGCGCAGAAGAUCAGCAGGGUGCUCGAGGCAUUUGCGUCUCACUACUACGAGCAGUGCCCGCAGAACUUCGCCCACAAAGAUGCGGCCUACGUGCUCUCGUACUCUGUCAUUAUGCUCAACACGGAUCAGCACAACGGUCAGGUGAAGCGAAAGAUGACCGAGGAGGAGUUCAUCCGCAAUAAUCGGAAGAUCAACGAUGGGAAGGACCUGCCCCGGGACAUGCUGACGCAUCUGUACUACUCCAUUGCGAAGAACGAGAUUCGGAUGUCAAGCGAGAGCCUGGCUGCGGAGCCUGGCAUGACGUACAGCCGGUGGCUGGACUUGCUGCGGCGCUCCCAGGCCACGACGCCGUUCCUCUCGUGCGACCCCACCAAGCCGCUGCUCGACCGAGACAUGUUCUCCGUCAUCUGGGGACCAUCCAUCGCCGCCAUCUCCGUUGUGUUCGACCACGCGGACGACGCAGACACGCUGCAGCAGUGCAUGGCCGGGUUCCUGGCGGUGGCCAAGAUUUCAGCGGCGCAUCACAUGGAGGACGUUUUUGACAACCUGGUGGUCAGCCUCUGCAAGUUCACGACGCUCAUUGGGAACGACAAAGCUGCGGUCGCGUUUGGAGAGAACACUAAGGCCCGCAUGGCAACCAGUGCUGUCUUCGAGAUCGCCAACCGGCACGGCGACACCAUCCGCAGCGGGUGGCGAAACAUCCUUGACUGCGUCAUCCGGCUGCACAAGCUGGGCUUGCUGCCGACCCGGCGAGAGCAGUCACAGAACGGCCAGGGGAGGCCCAGCGACAAUCAAGAAGGGUCUUCUAUUCUUGCCAACGCUGCUGCAGCGGCAGCCGCUGGCACCCAGGCUGGGAUGGGACGACGGAAGAGCGCGGGCAUCUUUGGCACCGUGAGCCGGCAGUUCCAGAACCUGCUGUCGCUGGACGCGGGCGCGGACGGCGAGCGGUCCACCAUCGCAGAGCACCAACUGGCGGCGCACCAGCGUACGCUGGCCAUGGUGGAGGCGUGCCGCAUUGACGACCUGUUCACCGACAGCAAGUUCCUGCAUAAGGCCUCCCUGCUGCAGCUGGUCAAGGCGCUGAUCAACGUGUCGGGGAAGCCGCACCAAAAAAAUAUCUCUACGGAAGAGGAGGACACCGCGCUGUUCUGCCUGGACCUGCUGAUCGCGGUCACGCUGCGGAACCGGGACAGGAUACUGCUGCUGUGGCCCGCCGUGCACGAGCACCUGGCUAGCAUUGUGGGCUCGGCGCAGUCGCCGAGCCCGCUCGUGGAGAAGGCCGUGCUGGACCUGUUGCGCGUGUGCCAGCGGCUGCUGCCGUACAAGGAGGACCUGGGCGAUGAGCUGCUCAAGAGCCUGCAGCUGGUGCUGCGAUUGGAUGCGAGAGUGGCGGAUGCGUACGCGGAGCGCAUCACGCGUGAGAUGCUGCAGCUCGUCAAGAGCAGCGUCACCUACAUCAGGUCGCCCGUAUUGUGGAAGACGGUGUGCUCGCUGCUGGCAGCGACUGCGCGGCACCCCGAGGCGGCGGAACCCGGCUUUGAGGCGCUAACGUUCAUCAUGCAAGACGCGAAGCACGUGACGCCCGUCAACUUCAUGCCCUGCAUGGAUGCCGCGCUGGCCUUCGCGGAAGGCAGGGUUGGGGGGGUGGAGCGCUCCGUGAAAUCCCUCGACCUGCUGGCGAGCCUCUCAACCAACCUGGGCCACUGGGCGAAGACCCUCAACGCCGGCCAAGCAGACACUGCCACGUCAGCCUCAAUCAGCGGCGCCCCCGCCUCAGACGCUGCGAGGGAGGCCCUGGAUCAGGCUGUGUCGGAAGCCGCUUCCACGUCAGCAACUGAUGUGCCGCAGUCCCCAAGGCUGACAUCAGAGAAAGAGGCGCUGAUUGACCUGUGGCUGAGGCUGUCGGUGGGGCUGGGGAGGAUCUGUCUCGACCAACGAGAGGACGUUCGGAACAAUGCGCUGGAGUGCUUGCAGCGGAGUCUGUUGCAAGGAGAGGCACUCGAUGUUCGAUCGGGCAAAGUGUGGGUCCGCGUUUUCGACCAGAUCGUGUUCCCCACCCUGGACGAGUUGCUGGACCUGGCCCACAAGGCCUCCGCCAAGUCGUACCGCGGCAUGGAGGGCACCCUGCGGCGGGCCAUGGUCCUCCUCUCCCGGGUCUACCUGCAGUUCCUCACGCAGCUGGCGUCCAACCCCGGUUUUGCAAACCUAUGGGUGGCGGUGCUAAACCGUGCGGAGGGUUAUCUGAAGAGCAGUGCACCACGGUCGGCGGGUAUCUCUAUGGCGGAGAACAUCCCGGAGUUGCUCAAGAACAUGCUGCUGGUCAUGAAUGCCCGCUCUAUUCUCGUUCCGGAGGUCGCGCCCCCAGCCGAAGGGGAAGCCCCUACUCUAUGGAGCCUCACGUGGCAGCACCCUAUCUUCCGCUCCCUCGACCCGCACUUCCGGGAGGACCUUUUCCCGCCCCCAAAAGCUGCGCCUAGUCAACCUGCCCCGGCAGUCGAACAAGCUGGCGCUGAAGAAAAGCAACCGGAGGGAGUCUCGACAGGGCCAGUUGCGGAGGCAGCGGAAGCCGUGGGAGAAAAAGCGGCCGAUGCGUCCGUUGCAGAAGAGUCGAAGGUGCUUGUGGAAGGCAGCCCUGUUGAGGGUAGCAAGGAUGUAGCGGAGGAGGGAACCAAGCCGGAAGACGUGGAUGUUGCCGAGGGGUAUGAGAAGGUGGAGAAAGAAAUGGUCGAACCCAUUAAGACGAAUGUCACAUAGGCUGUUCAUUUGUAUACAUAAGCACGUAUUUGCACGGAAUCUUGUCAAACCGACAUUGAUCCUGCCAAAUAUGCACAUUGAGGUCCGCCCUGCUGCGGCCACUGAAAUGUUGAGGGUUGGACAUAAGAUCUUCGGUUACUUUGUGAGUGGGCGGCUAUUGAAAGGCGGGGUGCUAAAUGCACGAUAUAUCUGUUUGUCGAACCUUCAUGAACAUUGCCGCGCAUGCGGGGUGUAGCAGCCGCUCUAGUGCUCGCCAGAUC